AUCAACACAAAUACAGCUCCCUCCACCAGCCCAUUUCCCCUCAAUCCCAGGGCAGCAGGUCCCACAUUAAUCCUGAUUCGCCUCUGCAUAUUCCCAAGCCCUGCCGUCCCUCUCAAAUAAAACUAUCACCGCGUACAACUUGCAGUGUGCGGCCGGCAAGUGGCACACACACACACACACAUAUAAACUGAAAGUCCCAGGACUUAACUUUUUUUUAAAUUUGAGAAACCGGUCAAGAAAAACGACAUCUCAAGUGAUCGAUCCACUGUCCGGAAGGAGAUGGAUCUCCACACGGGGAUGCAGAAGAUGUCCAUUCUCUAUCAAACAGGAAAAGGGGUUUCCUGUUUGGGAUGCAGAGGAAUGUGCAAAUCAUUUGAGCCACAUCCUUGGAGGAAGAUAUGCAAGUCAUGCAAAUGCAACCAAGAGGAUCACAACUUGCACUCUGAUGCUGAAGAUGAUCGGAAAAUCGGCCGCCUUUUGGCUGACUCUAACUAUUCUAAUCUGACUGCGCGAGUGAAGGGAGGAGAUGGAGUCCGCAUUUAUAAGAGGAACCGAAUGAUUAUUACCAAUCCCAAUGUAACAAAGAAAGAUCCAACUUUUGACACAGUCACCUAUGAGUGGGCCCCACCAGGGCUGACCCAGAAACUGGCUAUUCAUUAUAUGGAACUUAUUCCAAAGGAAAUGCAACCAAUUGCUGGCACUGAAGGGGCCUACUAUCGCCGUAAGCAACUAAUGAGGCAGCUGCCAGUCUAUGACCAGGAUCCCUUCCAAUGCCAUGCUUUGUCAGAGAGUGAGGUGAAAACCAUGGAAGAAUUUGUCAGGAAGUACAAGAGCGAGUCGCUGGGAGUUGGAGAAGUGGCACUGCCAGGCCAGGUGGGUAGUGCCAAAGAAAAAGCUAACCAGAAGCAGAAAAUCGAAGCCACGGGGCAAUUUGGCAAUGGCAAGAUAGCAAAGGGAGAGCCUCAGCAUGGUCCUGCUUCAACCAAUGGAACGCCGACAAAGACCCAAGAGAAAAAUGAAUAUCAUUGUGAGCUUUGCAAGCAGCCAGUUAGCAACGAGAACCCCGUGGUGUAUGGGGAGCGAGCAGGGUAUGACAGGCUCUGGCACCCAGCGUGCUUUUUGUGUAGCUGGUGCAGAGAACCUCUGGUGGAUCUCAUCUACUUUUGGAAGAGUGGGAAGCUCCUGUGCGGUCGCCAUUUCUGUGAGAGUGAGAAGUACCGCUGUGUUGCCUGUGAUGAGUUGAUUUUCUCAGAGGACUACGUAGAAAGUGAAGGACUGACAUGGCACAAGAAACAUUUCUGCUGCCUGGAAUGUGAGCAGCCACUGUUGGGAAAGUCCUAUGAGCUGGAGCAAUCCAAGCUGUCCUGCGCAUCCUGUUACAAAAGCACCAAGAAAAUAUGAUGGGCUUUCCCUGGAACACUGAUCCAUGUUGUGUUUUCAUAUGCAGUACACAUUAAAGCUAAGAAAGUUUAGUCAGCUAAAAGCAUAGGAAGCAGAUCUAACUAUGAUACCGUAACCAGUUUCUAUGAGUGAAGCAGUUCCACAGAGUGGGCAUUUUUUUGUUUUAUUUAUUGUCACUGUAUUUUGUAAAUGCAUGUUACAAAAUACAAUGAAAAGUGUUGUAUAGUGUCACCACUCUCUGACGCCAUCUUACAACAUAGACACAUAAACCAGCAUAUCGAAUAUAAAGGCAGAAAAAUAAAGGAUCCUUUAAAAUCUCUACAAGAUUCAUUUUAAGACCAUGGUGAGGUUUGUGUUAUUAAUUGAUUAUUUUGCAAUGCCCCUCUGAGCGAAACAGUUUACCACCCAUAGAAAUGACCCUUUUUUAAUAUAAAAUGCUCAAUGGAUGUAGGUUUGCUCACUGAGCUGGAAGUUUCAUUUGGAGGCUCACUGAUGAUGUUACCUUGUAUGGUGACGAAACAUCUGAAACUGAACCUUCCAGCUCAGCGAGCAAAUCUACAGCCAGAGCCUCAACCUGAGCUACAAAUCUUCUCAAAACUCGAUAAAAUGCUCAAUCUCAGCUACAUACCACCCUGACUGCUUGAAAAGAAAUACUUUGAUAUAAAUAGUUGUUAGAUGUAGGUUUACAUUUGUAAAAGUGACGAUAUUCAGCUGUAGAUCACUGCUGGAUAGAUGACAGAAAAUAUUGAAAGAAAUUGUUUGGAUUAAGCAUGCAAUGGGUGUUGAUAUACUGAACUCCUCUCCCACUUGUAAGUCUCUGGGAAACCAAUGGUAUCUCUUCUCUCCCAAUUAGAUUGGAAAAGAAGGAUAUGGAUGUGAAGUGUUUAGUACCACUAUAUGGCUAUCUUUUAUCAUUCAAAUUUCAAGACCUUCACUCUUCAGAACCUGUCAAUCUAAGGCUGCAAGAUUUUAUACUGGUUGAGGAUAAAAACAUUGCAAUCUCAUUUGUACAGCCCCUUUAUCCAAUAUUGUGGAGGGAUUCUGCUAGAUUCCUUUCAAUGUUUAUAUAUUUAGAAUUAAAAAAAACAACCUGAGGGCAUGGCAUGAAAUGGCUCAUGGAAAAUUUAGUCUGGAAUCUACUGAACGGACAUUCCUGUGGGGGGAGUUUGAGCUAAAAUUAAACUGCUGUUGGCAUUCAAUGUA
This is a messenger RNA of Hemiscyllium ocellatum (epaulette shark), 2604 nucleotides long. It is a transcript of the gene lmcd1, whose product is annotated as LIM and cysteine-rich domains 1. NCBI's taxonomy places the organism in Eukaryota, Metazoa, Chordata, Chondrichthyes, Orectolobiformes, Hemiscylliidae. The record is from RefSeq and is a predicted model, not a curated record. The transcript is spliced from 6 exons. Bases 280 to 1401 code for a protein of 373 amino acids. Gene Ontology annotation, molecular function: zinc ion binding.